Diachasmimorpha longicaudata is the source of this 3271-nucleotide messenger RNA. RefSeq names its product dynein regulatory complex protein 1. The transcript is spliced from 9 exons. Gene Ontology annotation, cellular component: axoneme; axonemal dynein complex. Gene Ontology annotation, biological process: cilium-dependent cell motility; regulation of cilium movement; axonemal dynein complex assembly. The coding region runs from base 858 to 3188 and encodes 776 amino acids. The record is from RefSeq and is a predicted model, not a curated record. NCBI's taxonomy places the organism in Eukaryota, Metazoa, Arthropoda, Insecta, Hymenoptera, Braconidae.
ACGCGGGGAUUUUACGCGCAUGCGCACAGCCUAUGGUACGCUGUGGUGACUGCCGAGUGGUGGGAAGAAGGACAAGGAGUGGUGGGGCGAAGGGGGGGAUAACGGGUCGAACGAGCUAACCUAAAAUCCCCGCGUCGCCCUCUCGGCUAUUGGUUCUCUCUCUCUGUUUUUUCGGUCUUGUUUUCCAGUUCGUUUCGUUCUGAAUCCAAUGGCUAUCGCAUUCGUGAGUCGUUGGGUCCUCCUCGGGUUUAUCUUUGUUCGUGUCUUUGUUACUCCGAGGGGGGGGGGGGGGAGAGGGGUUGGCUCACUCAGGGCUUUUUUUUUUUUAAAGUGGAAAUGCUCCUUCUGACGGCUUUGUAUCUCCCUCAUUUGCCUCUGCGAACUGGAGAUCGCUAUUUUCCAUUGGAUCCAUGGGGACGACGCAGACGCUGUGCACCGCUGGUGCCCUUCAUUCGACCGGAUAGACACUUCGGGGAGAAGUGUUUUUCAACGGUGGACUGUGGACGAACGUUGAACGCCUUGGCAGGGGGAGAUUUUUGGGGGGAUGGGGAAAGUUCUUUUGUUUUGGGGAGCUUCCUGGAGAUUAUAGGGCCUUGAGGGGCGAGGGGAAUUGAGAUUCUGAGGGGUUUCGCGGUAUUUUUGGAUCUGUGGGACAGCUGGACUGAUGGAUCAUCAGCGAUGGAAGGAUUUGCAGCGAUUUUGGGUGAAUUUCGAGACUCAUAUACAUUUGUUUUUAUUUUUAAUUAGAAAUUGUGAAUAGUUGAGAAUUUCUCAUGUGAUGGGAAAAAUUGGUUGAUAAACGACUAGUUUUACUGGUGACUUUGGCUUUUUAGGGUCAUUCAUGUCCUCAAGUCAAAAUGUUAUCAAUUAUUGGGGUAAUUAAAAGCGAAAUGCAGUCUUGCAGUGGGAUUGAUAAGAUGGGAGAACCCUCUGUAACAUCAAGCGAUCCAAAUGAACGGAAAUUAGCGAGAAGGAUCAGGAUCCAGAGGACAUUGGAAGCACAGAAAAAGAGGCACGAUCCCACGGAAGAUGAGGCGAUCGUUGAAAAAACGGAGACUGAAAAGCAAAUUGAUGCUAGCGAAGAGCUGCUACAGAAGUUGAUAACUGAGGGCAAUGAAAUAAUUUCGAACGUAAGAGUAGCCAAUGACGCACGAGAAGUUGCUCGCCGAGAAGACGAGAUCGCCACCCGUAACACUCUCCUGGAAAGUCUAGAAAAAGAAGCUGCUGAUUCGUUGGAGAAAUACGAGAAAAUAACUUCCAAAUGGGCUCCAAUUCUAGCUUCAAAGGAUCCUCUGGACAUUCACGCAGGCAUUCAGUCUCAAACGGCCCAAUGUAACGAAGUGCUGGCUCAAAAGGACAUUAUAAUAUCCGAAUUGAAACAAGAACUCGAAAACGCCGAUUUAAAAUUUGAGAAUGACCAGAAGAAGCAGAGUGACGAUAUUAAUUUGCUGAUAGAGAGGAUUGAAAUGCAAACAACUAUAAUGUCGAGGGCCUACCGCCGUGAGAUAGCUCUAAUUGAAGAUACCCUGAAGAAUGAAAGAACCUCUCUCCUCGAGACAAUAACAAAAAAAUGGGAAUCCCUGUACGAAAAGCGCCAGGAGAACGAAAUUGACGGUUUGGAACGGAGGAGGCAAAUAAUGCGUGAGUACGAGCGAGAAAUGGAGAGUGUGUUAAUCGACCAUCAAGAGCAGUACAGAUCGCAAAAAAUUUGGCUCGAGACGGAGUGUCAAAAGCUUCAGCAGGAGGUUCAGAACAUGCAGGCACUUUGCAUGAUGAAUAUUGAAAAAUUAAAUUACAGUUAUGCUGUGCUAAAACGCCGGGAGGGCGAGAACACGAUUGUGAAGAAUCAGCAGAAAAAGAGGAUCAAUAAACUUCACGAUGCCAUAAACGGUUUGAAGAAGAGUUACUUGGAUUUAGAGGAGAGCACAAGAAUGAAGAUUGAAAAGCUGCAGGAACAAGUGUUGAAGGCGCAUAAAAAUAUUCAAGAGUUGGAGGCCAAGUCUCGACAUUUUAGCUCUGUCAAUGACAGACAAUUCAUGCAAAUCUGGGAGAUGAAUAGUAAAACAGCCGAUGACCUGCUCAAUAAGAUUUUGGCUGCUGAUCAGAUAAUCCACGAGCAAAUGCUGGGGUUGGAUUGGAAACCACCGGAGGAAAAAUUAUUGAAGAAGGAAGACCUUCCGUCUUAUCGCAAAGCGAUGGAAGUCAUCCAGCAAAGAGCAGCAGAUCACGAGGAAAUAAUGAAACUAUGCUCCCCCGAGAAGCGACACAUCUCUCCAGAGGGCAAACUUCAGGAACAAAAAAUAUUAAAUCACAUAAUGAGACAAAUUUCCGAUCAAACUGGUUUCCUGAUCGAAGACAAAAUGAGGGAGCUUCUAUCGACUCACGGGGAUAAUGACCAAAUAGUCAUUCGACUGGAUAACGUGUUUCAGGCGCUGAACAUAUCAUCAGAGGAUCAGGUUAACCUCCUUGUGAAGUUCUUUCUGCCAUACGCCCACUGUCCAGUCUGUGAUGAGGCAGAAAAACAACGGAAGCUCCUGGAGCAGAUGCCCCCUGACGAGCCAGACGGGCACAUCUGCCUCUGCGACGAAGACAAAGAGUCCAUUCGCCUGAUCACGCGAGUCCUGAAACACCUGGACGACUCAAAACCUGAGGAGAAGGCACCAAUCCCCGAAACAACCCCAGAAGCCACUCCAACGCAUUCAGAGUCGUCAACAAGCAGUGAAGGUUCGCCUCCUGAAUCCGACGUUGCGUCAACUCCCCAGGGGGAAAAAUUCACGUGUUCCGAAGGACAUUUACUCCAGAUUCACUCAGAAAAUGUCAUAAAAGCCCUCCGGGAGUUCGUGGAGAAGUAUCACGAGGCGCAGCGCGCAGAGGACCUAUGGAAGGAUGGGAAAUUAUCCCAGAGCGUUACUCUCUCGAGAAGUAUAACAGAACAGGACAUGACCAAUUACUGGGGGAAAUACAGAGAAAUAUUCUCCGGGAAUAAGGAAAAGCUGUGGGAUGCUCUUCUCAUCGGUCUACACAAGUACCACGAGACCUUGAAGGAGAGACAGAAAUUGAGGCACGAGACCGAUUCCCUGCGGCAGCAGAAUGACGAGCUAAGGAGGCUCCUGGAGACGUACAAAGUUAAGUCUGACAUUUGCUGCGUACCAAGCACUCGAUCGAGAUCAGCGAAUAGAAUAUCCUGAGGAAAAUUUCAAUCACCUAUUCUUGAAAUAACAUCGAUUCAUCACAGAUUUUUCCUCAAAUUCACCUUUGCAUAUGAAUUUAA